AUGGGUUUCAAAUUCCGGUUCGUGUGCGAUUUGCUCUCUUCUCUGGAGAACAACAGAAUUGCAAAGGCUGCGACGGAGGCCAAGAACACAGAUCCAGAUGCUCGGGUCGUGAGCCGAUGGUUCACCCAACAUGGGAAGCGACUGCGCAACAAAGACACGGACACAUUGGCGGUCUUGUUCUGUAUAUUCCCGGAGAAGCGGACAGACAGAGUUUAUUAUUUACAAGACACAUCCCUUGCGAGAGUUAUUGGUCGAUGCCUCCUUCUCGGGUCCUCUCGCCGAGAGGAACUUGAACGAUGGCGCCUCUCUGGUGGCGUAGAUCUGGGACAAUGCGUGGAGAAUGUGAUGAAACAGGCUGAAAACCAUAUCAUCAAUGGUUUGGAAGUCACUGUGGAAGAGAUUGACGCUGUGCUUAACAGUAUCGCAUCCCGGUGCAAAUUCUCUGGUCCUCGAGUGCGAAGGCAGCGAGCGGCGGUUGAUGUAGAAGAGGCGCUUUCUCCGAUAUACCGACGACUGAGCAGCAGAGAUGCCAAAUGGCUGACUCGAAUGAUACUAAAGAGUUACCUUCCCAUCGUUGUGCCUGCGAAGCUGACAUUAAAAAGCUUUCAUUUUCUGCUUCCACAUCUGCUUCGUUUCCAAGACUCAUUCGAGGCAGCUUUGAAAACGCUUGCUUCGAAACCAAUCUGCCAUUUCCCCCCUCACCCUGAACCUUGGCUGGCCAAGGAUUUGGGUAUAAUAGCUAUGGAACACUUGCAUCCAGGGAUUGGCGUUAAAAUUGGACGGCCAGACUACUACAAAGCUCGAAGUAUGAAGCACUGCUGCCAAAUGAUUGGUACUCGCCGAAUGAGUAUAGAGAGAAAGUAUGAUGGUGAAUACUGUCAGGUGCACAUCGAUCUCUCGAAUCAUCCUAAUGCCAUACAAAUAUUUUCUAAAAGUGGUAAAGACUCCACUGCGGAUAAGUCGGGGAUCCAUCAAGUCAUUCAUGACUCCUUGAGAAUACACAAACCUGGAUGCAAAUUCAAGCAGCGAUGCAUUCUGGAGGGUGAACUUCUUGUGUGGAGUGAUAAGCACCAAAAGAUUAUGGGUUUUCACAAGUUGCGUAAAUUCAUAUCCCGAUCAGGUACCUUUAUUGGGACUGAGAACGAUUCUCCACCACAGCCCUAUGAGCAUUUGAUGAUAGUCUUCUUUGAUAUUCUACUACUUGAUAAUGAUGUUUGCUUGCGAAAGCCCCAUCGGGAAAGACGGCUGUUACUCAAAGAUGUAGUGCAAGUAACCGAUGGUCGGGCCGAUAUCUCUGAACAACGAGUACUGGAUUUUGCUCAUUCUGGCAGUCAGGCGCGACUUGAAGCUACCUUUGCAAAAGCUGUCGCGGAGCGAUGGGAAGGACUCGUCUUGAAAGGCUGCGAAGACCCUUAUUUCAACAUGUUCUCCGAUGAAGGAAAUGACUUCUGUGGCCGCUGGAUUAAGUUCAAAAAAGAUUAUAUUCCAGGCUUGGGCGAUACAGUGGACUUGGCUCUAAUCGGUGGAUCAUACAAUUCACGGGAUGCCGCGGCACUAAAAGAAGUGAAUAAACUGCUAUGGACACAAUUUUUUGUUGGAUGUCUCGUGAACAAAGAAGCUUUCCUGCAAUCCAAGGCGAAACCCAGGUUUCGAGUCAUUGAUGUGAUAGGUCCCAGUUGUAUGAGCGCGAAAAACUUGCAAAUCCUCAAUCGAUUCGGCGAGUACAGUGCUUGUGAUCCGGAUUCAGGUCAUGGAUUUGAUAUAGAAUCCGGAAACACUAGUUUUCCCAGCAUGAAGGUCGUAUACAGGACACCAAUUGUUGUUGAAAUGCUAGGUAGUGGGUUCGAAAGACCGUCAGGAGCUAGAUACUACGCUCUUCGAUUUUCGCGAAUCAUAAAAAUCCACUGGGAUAGGUCGUUUGAGGAAGCAGCUUCAUUCACGGAAUUGCAGCUUCUAGCUGAAGAUGCCCGAUCAGUUCCCGACGACUUAAUACAGGAAGAAAAUGAGUGGAUUAAGCGUCUUAAACUUGGAAGUGCUCGUCUUCCCAGUCAACAGCAGGCAUAG
Aspergillus tanneri is the source of this 2064-nucleotide messenger RNA. Its product is annotated as ATP dependent DNA ligase domain protein. Lineage: Eukaryota; Fungi; Ascomycota; Eurotiomycetes; Eurotiales; Aspergillaceae. The record is from RefSeq and is a predicted model, not a curated record. Gene Ontology annotation, biological process: nucleotide-excision repair, DNA gap filling; DNA recombination; double-strand break repair via nonhomologous end joining. Gene Ontology annotation, molecular function: ATP binding; DNA binding; DNA ligase (ATP) activity. The coding region runs from base 1 to 2064 and encodes 687 amino acids. Gene Ontology annotation, cellular component: DNA ligase IV complex. The transcript is spliced from 3 exons.